Molecule: messenger RNA, 2757 nt
Organism: Podospora bellae-mahoneyi
Lineage: Eukaryota; Fungi; Ascomycota; Sordariomycetes; Sordariales; Podosporaceae
Gene: SET2
Product: histone methyltransferase set2
Exons: 3
Coding region: 1-2757 (918 amino acids)
Biological process (GO): regulation of DNA-templated transcription
Cellular component (GO): chromosome; nucleus
Molecular function (GO): protein binding; histone H3K36 methyltransferase activity
Source: RefSeq, a predicted model, not a curated record
AUGGGGGAAGACGCUCGCGCUUCAGGACCGGUGCUGGAAGGCAGGAUUGAGGAAAGGCCGAGGGUCAAUGGCGUUAGGUUACGAAAGGAGGAUUCGACCGACUCGGCUUCCCCGAACAACUCCAAGAUGGAUUCGCGAGGCACCAGUAUGUCGCCCGACGACACAAAGUCUGCAGGAGAGACUGCAGCGACUCCAGAUCACGCCUCUGCCCCGAAGCUGUCUCGCAAGUCGUCUCAGAAACCCGUUCGAAGUCCACCUACCUUAUUCGACCACCUGCCAGAUGUCACAGCCCAAGCAUGCAGCACGUUUCAGGUCAUCAACGACUGUCUUUAUGGCUCGAGGAAUAUGGGCUCGUCGGAUCACGACGCGCUGGAUUGCGACUGUACCGAAGAAUGGCGAAAUGAUGAAAACCACGCUUGUGGUGAGGAUUCCGACUGCAUCAACCGCGCGACCAAAAUUGAGUGCGUAGAUGGAGACUGCAACUGCGGGCCGGGCUGUCAAAACCAGCGGUUUCAGCGCAAGCAGUAUGCCGAUGUUUCGGUCAUCAAGACCGACAAGAAGGGGUUCGGCCUGCGGGCGAACCGGAACCUGCAGCCAAACGACUUCAUUUUCGAGUACAUUGGCGAGGUCAUCAAUGAGCCGACGUUCCGGAACCGGAUGAUCAAGUACGACCGCGAGGGCAUCAAGCACUUUUACUUCAUGUCGCUCACCAAGAGCGAGUUUGUCGAUGCCACUAAGAAGGGCAACCUGGGCCGGUUCUGCAACCAUUCGUGUAAUCCCAACUGUUAUGUCGACAAGUGGGUGGUGGGCGAGAAGCUGCGCAUGGGCAUUUUUGCCGGCCGCCCCAUCCGCGCCGGUGAGGAGCUUGUGUUCAACUACAAUGUCGACCGCUACGGCGCCGACCCCCAGCCAUGUUACUGCGGUGAGCAAAACUGCGUCGGCUUCAUCGGCGGCAAGACGCAGACAGAGCGUGCGACCAAACUGUCUCUUGCCACGAUUGAGGCCCUCGGUAUCGAGGACAGUGGCGACAGCUGGGACACCACCGUUGCCAAGAAGCCUCGCAGGAAGAAGGUCACCGAAGACGACGAGGACUAUGUCAACAGCUUCCAGCCGAAAUCCCUUGAUGAAGAUGGCGUCAACAAGGUCAUGGCCACUCUGAUGCAGUGCAAGGAGAAGUGGAUUGCUGUCAAGCUGCUUACCCGCCUUCAGGCCACAGAAGACGAGCAGCUUCGCCAUAGAGUGGUGAGGAUGCACGGCUACCAGAUUCUCAAAACAACACUCAACUCGUACAAAGACGACACCAAUGUCGUCCUGCAGGUUCUCGAUAUCCUCUACGACCUGCCGCGCAUCACCAAGAACAAGAUCGCCGACUCCAACAUCGAGGCAGCCAUCCAGCCCCUGACCACUUCGACUCAUGAAGAGGUCGCCUUCCAGGCCAACAGACUGCUCGAGGAAUGGAGUAAGCUCUCGACAGCGUACCGUAUUCCUCGCAAGGAAAAGGAUGCCGCAGCUCAUGCGACUUCAAACCCAUUUGAGGAGCGUCGCAACAUGGAUCGCGACGAGCCUCACAAGCACGCCAACAACUCCCUGGCCAACCUGAACAUUCCGACGGGCCCGCGCAAUAAGGUACCGCAAAGGAACGUCGGUUUCUUCAAUGGCCAACGUCCACCACGGAAGCUGCCCAGCAAUCUGCCCGAGGGCUGGCACGUCACCACGGACAACACAGGCCGGUAUUACUUUUAUGAUGUCAAUGGCAAAGUCCAGUGGCAGCGACCCACCGCGCCGGCGGUUUCCACUCCCAAAACUUCGACCAAAGCCCAGCAGGGCCAGAAGGCGGUGCAGGAUAUCAUUGACAGCUUGACUAAGGAGAUCACGCCAAGACAUUCGGCCACACAUACCCCCCAGCGGUCUAGCACCCCGACCACCGAACCCAAGAAGGAGAAGUGGCGUUCUCUCUCAAUCGAGAAACAGAUGAAGAUCUACGAGAACACCCUUUUCCCUCACGUCAAGUACGUGGUCGAGAAAUUCCACGGCAAGCUCCCCAAGGAGGACCUCAAGAAGUUUGCCCGCGAAGUCAACAAGAAGCUAGUCUCUUCCGAUUACAAGAACAACCGCGUUGAGGACCCCACUCAUAUCUCCUCCAAACAAGAGAAAAAGGUCAAGAAGUACGUCCGUGACUUUUUUGACCGCGCCGUUGUCAAAUAUAAGGAACAACAAAAGGCCAAGGGCAACAACAAAUCUACCGACUCGGACAAGCCCUUGGCUUCGUUAAAUGACCUGGGAGACAGCUCUGCCCCGACACCGGUCCAAGACGACAUUACACCCCUUUCUCAACCUAGCUCCCCUAGCUCCCCCGUUGGUGGUCGCAAAAGGAAGCGCGACGGUGAUGAUGAUGAUGUUGUUGAAGGCGAGGAGGCUUCUCAGUCACCGCAGGAUGAUAACAUGUCGGAGACGCCUUCGGUGAAGCGGCUCAAGGAGGAGGAUGGGGAUGGGGACAUGAUACCUAGUCCUCCGCCGCCGCCGCCGCCGCCGGUGGAUACGCCCCUUAGUGAGGAGCAGCGGGCCAUGCGGGAGCAGGAGGAGGAGCUGAGGAGGGAGAACGAGGAGGCGCAGAGGAUGGAGGAGGAGAAUAUUCAGAAUAAUAACCACAAGAACGGACAGCAUAUGGAUGUUGAUAUGGAGGAGGCUGGUGGUGAUGAUGAUAAGCCGCCUGAGCAUAGGGAACAGACGGGAGCACAGGAGGUCAUGAGCCACUAG